AUGGGGAAGAAAGUAUGCGUUUUGGGAGCCGGUGGUGGAAUCGGUCAACCAUUGAGUUUGCUCAUGAAGCUUUCUCCCCAAGUGACCGAACUCAGCUGUUACGAUAUUGUUGGUACUGCCGGUGUCGCUGCGGAUCUUUCCCACAUUCCCUCCAAUUCCAGUGUCACUGGCCACUUGCCAUCGGCUGGAACUUGGCCUCCAACCCACGAUACUGGUUUGGAAGCUGCCCUGAAAGAUGCUGCCGUCGUUGUGAUUCCUGCUGGAGUUCCAAGAAAGCCAGGCAUGACUCGUGACGAUCUUUUCAAUACUAAUGCAGGAAUUGUCAAGACACUCGUCGAAGCCUGUGGAGACUUCUGCCCCGACGCCGUUUUGGCCAUUAUUUCCAACCCCGUCAACAGUACCGUUCCAAUUGCCGCUGAAGUGCUCAAGAAGAAGGGCGUCUACAACCCAAAGAAGGUCCUCGGUGUCACCACUUUGGAUGUCUGCCGCGCCAAUACUUUUGUCGGAAACGCCAUGGGCAAGAACCCCGACGAUGUUGAUGUCACUGUGAUUGGUGGACACGCUGGAAUCACUAUUCUUCCUCUCUUCUCUCAAGUUGAGGGAUUCAGCCCAUCUGAUGAAGAACUGGAAGCAUUGACCGUCCGAACUCAAUUUGGUGGUGACGAAGUCGUCAAGGCCAAGGCAGGAGCCGGUUCCGCCACCUUGAGUAUGGCUUAUGCUGGAUAUGUGUUUGCCGAAAAUGUUCUUAAGGCAAUGGAUGGAGACGAUAGCAUUGUCCAAUGCGCAUAUGUUGAAUCUACCUUGACAGAUUCCCCAUACUUUGCUUCACCUUGCAAAUUCGGCAAGGAUGGUGUCGAAGAAGUUCUAGGAUUUGGAGAAAUUACCGCCUACGAACAAGGAUGGUUGGACAAGAUGCUUCCAGACUUGAAGAAACAAAUCCAAAAGGGAGUUGACUUCGCCAACAACUAA
Messenger RNA from Cylindrotheca closterium, 969 nucleotides. The record is from the annotation of a GenBank genome assembly. Lineage: Eukaryota; Bacillariophyta; Bacillariophyceae; Bacillariales; Bacillariaceae.